Rhagoletis zephyria (snowberry fruit fly) is the source of this 4643-nucleotide messenger RNA. RefSeq names its product protein ROP. The record is from RefSeq and is a predicted model, not a curated record. NCBI's taxonomy places the organism in Eukaryota, Metazoa, Arthropoda, Insecta, Diptera, Tephritidae. Gene Ontology annotation, biological process: vesicle-mediated transport.
UGUCUAUCGAAAUAAUUACUCAUUCCUACAUUUACCUUGCAGCAAAAAUUCGUGAUUUUUUGUGGGCAGCAGAAGAAAAUUGUGCAAAUUAAAACGGCAACGAAAGAAAAGUGUAAAAAAUUAUUUUAGGAAUUUGUGUGCGGUAGCAAGACGGGACCAUAAGGCGGUUGGAGAAAAAAAUACGUUAAAAAUGGCGUUGAAAGUGCUGGUUGGGCAGAAGAUUAUGAACGAGGUGGUGAAAUAUAAGCCACCUCCACCAAAGAAGGCUGGCGCUGUGGCUGCUGCCAAGGCACCAGGUGGCAUGGAAUGGCGUGUGUUGGUCGUCGAUAAGUUGGGUAUGCGUAUGGUGUCCGCCUGCACCAAGAUGCAUGAAAUAAGCGCUGAGGGUAUAACCUUGGUGGAGGAUAUCAAUAAAAAGCGUGAACCGCUGCCUACGAUGGAUGCCAUCUACUUGAUAACACCAUCGGAUGAAUCGGUGCGUGCUUUGAUACGCGAUUUCGAGAAUCCGGCUAGGCCGAUGUAUCGUUAUGCACAUGUUUUCUUCACCGAGGCAAUACCUGAAGACAUAUUCCAAAUGUUGCAAUUGCGCAGCGAUAUAACGCGUAAAUAUAUACGCACAUGCAAAGAAAUAAAUAUUGCAUUUAUUGCCUAUGAGGACAAGGUCUACUCGCUCGAUUCACCAGACACCUUUCAGUGUCUGUAUUCGCCAGCGUUUGCUUCGAUACGCGCCAAGCACAUCGAUCGCAUCGCCGAGCAAAUCGCGACUUUGUGUGCCACACUCGGCGAGUAUCCGAUGGUGCGAUAUCGCACUGACUGGGAUCGCAACAUAGAUUUGGCUGCUGCGGUGCAGCAGAAGUUGGAUGCCUAUAAGGCGGAUGAGCCGACAAUGGGUGAAGGUCCGGAGAAGUCACGUUCGCAGUUAUUGGUAUUGGAUCGUGGAUUCGAUUGUGUAUCGCCGUUAUUGCACGAAUUGACAUUGCAAGCGAUGGCAUACGAUCUCUUGCCGAUUGUUAACGAUGUAUAUCGCUAUACGCCCGGCCCAAAUCAACCGGAAAAGGAGGUUUUGCUCGAUGAAAACGACGAUUUGUGGAUGGAGUUGCGACACGAGCAUAUCGCUGUGGUGUCCACGCAGGUGACACAGAAUCUAAAGAAAUUCACCGAAUCGAAGCGCAUGACAUCGACUGAUAAAUCUUCUAUGCGUGAUUUAUCGCAAAUGAUCAAGAAAAUGCCCCAGUACCAGAAGGAGCUGUCAAAGUAUUCGACACAUUUGCAUUUGGCUGAGGAUUGCAUGAAGACUUAUCAGAGCUACGCCGAUAAGUUAUGCCGCGUUGAACAGGAUCUGGCUAUGGGUACUGAUGCUGAGGGCGAAAAAAUCAAGGAUCAUAUGCGUAAUAUUGUACCCAUACUUCUGAAUGCGGAUGUUUCCAACUUCGAUAAAGUACGCAUUAUUGCGCUCUACGUUAUGAUUAAGAACGGUAUUUCUGAGGAAAAUUUGACAAAGCUCUUCACGCACGCCUCACUAUCGCCUAAAGAUCAGGAUAUGGUGCGCAAUUUGAGCUUUUUGGGCGUAAAUGUGAUUGCCGAUUCUCGCAAGAAAGUCUAUAAUGUCCCACGUAAGGAACGCAUCACCGAACACACUUAUCAGAUGUCGCGUUGGACCCCUGUAGUCAAGGAUAUUAUGGAGGAUUGCAUUGAAGAUAAAUUGGAUCAGCGUCAUUUCGCUUUUCUGGCUGGACGUGCACAGAAUACCAAUUAUCAUGCACCAACAAGCGCUCGCUAUGGCCACUGGCAUAAGGACAAGGCCCAAGCCCAAGUCAAGAAUGUGCCACGCCUCAUAGUUUUCAUUGUGGGCGGCGUUAGUAUGUCCGAGAUGCGUUGCGCCUACGAGGUAACCAAUGCCGUGAAGAAUUGGGAAGUGCUAGUCGGCUCGUCACAUAUACUAACACCCGAAGGUUUUCUCAGCGAUCUGGGCAGCCUUUCGAAGGAGGACUAAUCCGCAGCUAACGCGACGAACGAUAAUGUAACAGAUCGUACCGAAUAAUAUGAAGGUAAAUUUUUUUAAGGAUUUUUAAACAAAUAAACUUAUGAAUGAGUAUGUAGUAGUUUAAUUAAGUUGACUUAUGUAAUUCAGGUACCGAGCAGGCGCGUAUAUUUUGUAUAUGUAUUGCUGUAUACUAGUUAUUAAUUUUCGAUAACGUCGUUGGGAUUGUUUGUUCUUUUGAUGACGAUGCAAUUAAACUAUUAUUGUUCAUAUAUUAAAUAUACAUAUAUGUAUAAAAAUUAUUGAUAAGAAAUAUUACAACUUGUCCUUAGGUUAGCUGUGCGCUAAGGUGUUUAUGUAUGUUUAUAUAAAUUAUUCAAUGAAAAAAGUUGAUUCUUGAAGAACUUACUUCCGCUUAUUAUCUACAACCUAUAUAAAAAUUAUACACAAAUAUAUAAUUGAUUGCUUAAUAUAUAUUAUAAACGAUAUGACUACAUAGUGUAGGCGUGACGAUAAAUUCCAAAGUAUUCUCGUUGGUUAUGUGCAAAUAAGCGAGCCGCUAGUAGGUUACGCAUUUAUCGAAGCAAAAGAAAGUAUAAAGUAUUUACAUAUGUCGCAUAUUUAUAAAAAAAAAAAAACUAUUUAAUUAAAUUAUAAAUUGCAAUUUAACUUAAAUAUUAUUGUAUUUGGCUUUAUUAACUAUUAUUACUUACAACAUUUGAACUAUUUAUGCGCUUUUAAAAUAUACUUAAAAGCAAGGAACUAAGCAUUAUACUCUAUGCAACUAAAAAAAAGUAUGAAAUACAAAAAAAUUACAAAAAAUAUCAAAACACCGAUUUUUAAUUCGCAAACUUGAAAAGGAUAUUCAUAAAAAGAGAAAAGUAAUACAUUCAAAUAAAAAAUAAGUGGUUGAAUAAGGUGCAGACAAAAGGUCGCAUUCACAAAGCAUACAUACUUUGAAUAAAUAAUUUAAUUAAAAAAAUAAUACAUAUUAAGCAAAUUAACAUUUAAAAUAAUUGCAACCUUGAUUUAAAAAAAAAUAACCAUGAUAAUAAAAAAAUAUUAAAAAUAUUUCCGUAUGUAUUUAAUAACUUAAAUUGAGUGUUUAGAAUGAAAACACAAAUUGGUUUAUUUCCAACGUAAUACAAUAUUACAAAAACAAUAAAAAUACGUUAAAGCACAUUUCCAAAACAAUUUAUUAGCAAAACAUAGAAAUAGAAAGUAAUACAAAUGCAACCAUGUCACUGUAAGUGGCUUAUAUUAUAAAGCAGUAUGUAUCGUACGUAAUAAAGUGGUUCUAUAUGACGCGCGUGUUGUGUUUAAGGCUUUCGUGAAAUUUGCAAAAUCCUGCAAUAAAGUACAUAUGCGCAGCUCAACUACACAACAUAGUAGGUAAAAAAAAUCAAUCAUUAAAUAAAAAUUAAACAAUCCAAUACUAUUGCAAUUAAUGUAAUACUUAAUGAAAACGAAACUUUGCUACAAUUUCUAAUAUUUUCGACCACUUCAAAAAUUAUGUACCUAUGAAAAAAUCAAACAACAAAAAAUUUAGAAUGCUAUUUCACAAAAUCUAAAUAAAAAUCUUUAAUAAACUGAAAUUCAUAUGAACCAUAAGCGUUAACAUAUCUUGGCUAGCAAAGCUUCAAAAUUUGGCAAAGCAUUAAGCAAAUUGUGAUAUAUUGUGGAACGAUUUGGGUUUGGGGACAAACCGAACGAAAAAUGUCACUGAAGAUGGCGCAAUGCCAUAACCGGUUUGGAGACAAAGGAUGAUGGAGAAUCGUUCCGCAAUAUGUUCAUACGUUCAUCUACUCCUACCCCGUCGGGAACACCAACAAUCAAAACGAUAACAUUAGUUUUGCUUAAUGUUAUUUCUGAAGUCUUGAUUGAUAGUUCUUUUUUUUAAUAAAAAUUCUUGUGUUCGGCUGGCGUUAUUUUUUUUUUAACUCGCGAUGUUUUUUGUCGGCACAUAAAGCACAAUUCAAUAUCUAAAAUUUCGUUUGUUUCUUAAUUCCAACUUUGCUUUCGACUCGGCAAGUGUUAUUUUUUAAUUCGCUCCUUUUUUUCGGCGCGAUAAACAAGAAUGUUUUAUUGAAAUCUCUUCUGCUUUAUCUUGUUUUUUUUUUUAACGCCUUAUUCAUAAAAAUAAAAUAGAUUUAAAAAGCUCUAUAAAGUACCAGUUUCAAACAAAAUUUCGAUUUAUAAAGCAGUCUUCUUUAUUUUUUAUGAAUAUGGGUGUUAAUUUGCAUUUCGUUAGUUUGGCUCGCGAGAAGCUUUGCUGGCAUAAGUUAAUUAGCUCCUUCAUACUUCCAAUAAAACCGUUCAAACUUAAAACUGUAAGCAUCUACUACAAUUAAUACAUUUGUGCAUAUCGUUACCUUAAUAUAGAAAGGCCCAAUCUCUCAUUUUUGUUUCUUCAAACAUAGUUUGAAAAUUUCGUGAAAAGCAAAGUUCUACAGUUGCGAAUUUCGUCGAAGUGCUGGUUUUUUUAUUCAUUAUUUAUUUGUCUUCAAUUUCUAUUAGAUAUAUUGUGAGCUAUUUGACAGAUUUUGUAUAAAUCUGUUUCGAAAUGAAAAUGGGUUAGGGCGUUUCUACAUAUAUUAUAGGAAUGAUAUGUAGGUAGUAUGUGUAUCAUAUCGACAUACAUACUUACAUAAAACUACCUUAU